This is a messenger RNA of Paramecium sonneborni, 2171 nucleotides long. The record is from the annotation of a GenBank genome assembly. NCBI's taxonomy places the organism in Eukaryota, Ciliophora, Oligohymenophorea, Peniculida, Parameciidae.
AUGUCAUAAUUUAUAGAUUAAGAAAUAAAUGGUUAUAAAGUUUAGAAAGCAAUAGGUGAAGGCAAAUUCUCAACAGUAUAUAAAGCAAUGAAUUAAGAAGGGAAUGUAAUUGCAUUAAAGAAGAUUAAAGUAAGAGAGUUAUUAAAAAAUAACUAAAGAUAUUUGAUAUGAUGGAUCCAAAAUAGAGAGAGAAAUGUUUAAAAGAAGUAAAAUUAAUGUAACCCUUGGAUCAUGAAAACAUAAUUAAAUAUUUAGAUUCAUUUCUAUACAAUAAUGAAUUAAUUAUUGCAACUGAAUGGGCUGAGAAAGGAGAUCUAAAAAAACUUAUCAGAAGUGCUUAAGCUGAUGAUACUCCAUUUGAAGAAAUUUAAAUUUGGAAUUAUGUACUAUAAAUAGCAAGUGCUUUAUCACAUAUGCAUGAAAAAAGAAUUAUGCAUAGAGAUUUAAAACCUGCUAAUAUUUUUAUAGCUGCAGAUGGAACAUUAAAAAUAGGAGAUUUAGGACUUGGUAGAAUAUUUUCAUCUGAAACUAUAGAAGCUUAUUCUAAAGUUGGUACACCACUUUACAUGUCACCUGAGGUAAAUAUUCCAUUUAAAAGAAGAGCUCCUCCAUGGAGAAGGCUAUGAUAUGAAAUCAGACAUUUGGUCAUUAGGAUGUAUUUCAUAUGAAAUGGCUGAAUUUAAAAAUCCCUUUAAAUAAAAUGAUAAAAUGUCAUUAGUAGACUUAUUCAACAAUAUUACUAAAGGUGAAUUUAAACCAGUAUCUAAUCGUUAUAGUUAAUAAUUAAGAACACUUAUUUAAAAUAUGAUUGUAGUUGAUCCAAUUAAAAGAUUAGAUGCUCAUAAUGUUAUAAAAAAAGCUUAAGAAAUGUUCUCAUCAUAUUCUGAUACUAGUAAAACACCUUAAAUAAUUAAUGUUUUAGUUAUGGAAGUAAAAUAUAAUUAUUAAAUUAAGGAUAUUUAUGAAAAGUUAUCUUUAGUUUAAUAUCAUUAAAACUUUUGUGCCCCUUUAAAAAAAUAACCUAUAUCAAAAUAUUUUUUUUCUUUAGAUGAAAAUGUAAACUCGUCUUUCCGAUUUUAUUAUUUUGUUGAUUUAUGCAAUUGGUUAAUGAAUUUACCGAAAUAAAAAAAAAAUAAAUUGGCAUAACCCAUAAAACAUAGUAAUAAUUUAGAAGAUACAGCAAGAAAACUUUUAUAAGAUAUUAAAGCUUGGGGUAUCAAAUUACCUGAAUAACUUGGUUCUCCUCAUAUUUCAUCUGGUUGUGGAGAUAUGGUUUGUUUUAUUCUUAAUGAUUUACUUAAUAGAGAAUUAAUUAGAGUUAAUUUUAAAUUUUAAAUGCCAAUUUUUUAGAAUGAAGACUUCAAUUCUAAUUUUCAAUAAUCUUAAUAAAAUGAUGAAUAAGAUUUUCCUGAAGAAUAAAUGGAAGAUGAACAAUAUGAAGUUGAAUAAGAUGAACUUACUUAGAGUAUACUAUAUUAUCAAAAGAAAUUUAAAACAGAAUAGAAUGAUUUUCAUUCAGUUCCUAAAGAUAGAUCAAUUAUCUAAACUAAUGUUGCCAUUAAUGAAUGGAUAAAUGAGUAUAAUCGAGUUGAAUAAGAACUCAAUAAAUUUGAAACUCAUCUCAAAACAACCAAGACAUAUCUUAAAGAUUAUCAAAGAACUAUGAAACAUUUCAAAUAAUCUUCAAAGGUAAAUUCAUUCCAAAUAGCAAUAGCAAUUUACUUUCGCAUCGUAGUAUUUCAAAUCAAAUUAAGUUCAAGAAAUUCAAUAAUAAUGGAUUAAUUAUCUCGAAUUAAUACCUAAAUUAGAGACUUAAUUUACUAAUUCAAUUUAACCUGAACUUUAAGAAUAAUUGGUAAAUAAUAAAAAUUCUAUUACAGAAUUUUAAAUUCAAAUCAACGCAUUAAAUAAAUCUAAUUGCUUUAAAUUAGAACAUGAUUAAUAAUUAAAUCAAUAAUUACUAAUUGUUUAACAAUAGACUCCAAUCUCAAAUGAUUAUAGACCAAGAUAAAAGUAAAUUAUCAAUUAACUAAAAGUAUUACUAUUAUUAUUAUUUUUUAUAGGAUGAUAUCAAAAAUAUGGAUGUGAAAAUUGGCAUUCUAUAAACCUAAUUGAAUAAUAAAUAGUAUUUCUAAAAUAUUGAACAGCUAUCAGAUCAAGAAGAUUUUUGA